AGGGGGGGAGUAGCAGCAGCAUGUUGAUGCGCUCCCUGCACAGACUCAGGUAUGUUGUUACCUGCCUCCUGCUCCUCGUCCCCGCCGCCUGUGUCCAGCUGACAGCCCGCUCCAGCGGGCACGGAAAAUGGUUGCAGAUCGAAGCGGUGAAGAGAGGGAUCCUGGAUUACCUGGGCUUGGAGCAGCCCCCUGCCAUCGGCAGGAGUGUGAGCCGGGAGGAGGAGGAGAGAAUGUACCAGCUCUUCCUGGUCAACGUUAGCGGCGGCAGCAGCAGCAGCAGCGGCAGAGCUGGGAUCCCGGCUACAGCGGGCACCAGCCUGCAUGUCAUCCCCGUCCUGGUUGGCGGCGCUGGACAUGGCGGAGCUGCAACCUCCAAGAACUUUGACCAGAGACUCACUUUCUGCUUCUUCAACAGUUCAGACAUUUACCCAGGUCUGAGGAUUGUCCGGGCCGAGUUAAAACUCUUCCAGCACCUCCUGGCCAACCAGUCUCUCCAGAGGUCAAGCCCCGUCUCCGGGAGACGUGCCAGCGUGUACGAGAUAUUGGAGGCCACCAGCCCGGGUGGAGAACCUUCUUACCGACUAUUGGACACCAAGUCCCUGGACUCUGGGCCCGUGGCCGGCGUCAGCUUCGACGUGCGCCCCCUGGUGGAACGUUGGAUGGGCAGCGGGCUGCAGCAGGUCCAGGUGCAGCUCCAGCACCACCCGCCCCAUCCCGACCGCCCGCUGGUCCAGGUGGGCGACCGCGUGCGGCUGGAGAUCGAGACGCGGGUCCAGGGACGUCGGGGGCGGAGGGCGGCCAGCUCCGGGGAGGACUGCCGCCGGAGGCAGAGGAGCUGCUGCAGGAAAUCCCUCCGGGUUUCCUUCAAGGAGAUCGGCUGGAACGACUGGAUCCGGGCGCCCGAGUCCUACAACAUGUACAACUGCGGAGGCGCCUGCCCCGCCAACUACAGGCCGGCCAACAUGCACGCCAUGAUCAAGUCCGCCAUGCACCAGCUGUCGGGCGGCACCAGCCCGGCGCUCUGCUGCAUCCCCGCAGCCUUCGAACCCAUGACCCUGCUGCACUACAGCAGCGAGGGAACUCUCACACUCACUGCCUUCGAGGGAAUGAUUGUCACCAAUUGUCACUGCUCCUGAUCCCCAACCAACUCCCCAUCUCUCCAGCCCACCAACCCCCCCCUCUAGGCGUCACACAGUCCGUCCGCUCAUUGUUAUGUGGCCAACGGUGUCCAUCUCACUGACCCAGCCAGUGUCCCAGUUCUACAGUGUCUCGUCCCCAACACUAACCCCCGACACAACUCACCAUCCACCGGUCAACAUGAAUCCAUGGCUGAACAUCAGAGGUAACCCAACAGGAGAAACUCAAUGGUUAUUGGCAAUAGACAAUAGGUGCAGGAGUAGGCCCUUCGAGCCAGUACCGCCAUUCAAUGUGAUCAUGGCUGAUCAUCCCC
Molecule: messenger RNA, 1450 nt
Organism: Amblyraja radiata (thorny skate)
Lineage: Eukaryota; Metazoa; Chordata; Chondrichthyes; Rajiformes; Rajidae
Product: growth/differentiation factor 15
Exons: 2
Coding region: 21-1136 (371 amino acids)
Cellular component (GO): extracellular region
Molecular function (GO): growth factor activity; cytokine activity
Source: RefSeq, a predicted model, not a curated record